AUGACGAAUUCGCUGGCAAACCGGGCAGCUGAUCUGCCCUUCCUGACAGAGCUCUGCCAAGCGCUGCCAAAAGUGGAGUUGCAUCGGCACUUGACGGGUGCGAUGCCAACGAAUGCCGUGCAGCAUAUCCUGAGUGAGGUUGCGCCGGACAUUGCCGAAGAUGCGCUGCUUGUCACACCGCGGGUCACCGGUGAUGGCCCAGAGGCGCAGGAGCGCGCGUGGCAAGUGCUGAUGAAGCAGUGCCACGCCGUAAAGGUGGCCUCGACAGACGACGCGCACUUGCGCCAGCUCCUGGCAGCGGCAAUCGAGCAGCUGGCACUGGACAACGUCAUCUACUGCGAGUUUCGCAUCGGCAUCAAGCCACAGCCGACCAAGCGUGCGUACCUCGACACAUUACUCGACGUCAUCCACGAACAGCGGCAGCGGUUCCCACACACCACUGUCCGCCUGCUCCUCAGCAUUGCCCGGCAUGGCGACAUGCCUUAUGCCGAGGAGAACAUCGACGUGGCCAUUGACUACUACACACGGCAACCAACCACCAGCAGGUACAUGCAGGAUACCACACGGGACGACGGUGGCAAGAAGAGGGAUGGGCGAAAAGCGCGGUGCCAGGGCGACCCUCAGCAGCCACAAUUGCAGCAACCACAACAGACACAGCAAGCGCAACGACCGGCACAACAACAACAACAACAACAACAACAACAACAACAACAACAACAACAACAACAACAACAACAACAACAACAACAACAACAACAACAACAACAACAACAACAACAACAACAACAACAACAACAACAACAACAGAACAGCAGAGGCAGCCAGCUCAACAGCUCACGCAAAUCCCCUUGA
Molecule: messenger RNA, 852 nt
Organism: Salpingoeca rosetta
Lineage: Eukaryota; Choanoflagellata; Craspedida; Salpingoecidae
Exons: 2
Coding region: 1-852 (283 amino acids)
Biological process (GO): adenosine catabolic process; inosine biosynthetic process
Molecular function (GO): adenosine deaminase activity
Source: RefSeq, a predicted model, not a curated record